GUUAUCAAAACGUCAGUCGUAUUGUGGCAGGCGAACAGAACGGUGCCGUCAAGUGAAGUAGAAGGACAAACAGUGAAGUUUUUAAUGUAGAAAUACUUUUUCUUAUGAUAAUAUUUAGUGAGAAUGUGUCGUAAAGUGUAUUACCUGCAAAACUAUAAAUUUGGAUUACUCUACUUUCUACAAUUCAUUGUUUUGGGCAGUGCUGAACUUUUAAUUAAUGUACAAAAUCAGGGAGGCGAAGUGGUGCAAGAGACAAUAACUUCCAAUGUUAGUGAUGAUGUUAUUACCUUGGAGUUUCAGAGGACUGAUGGAACUCUUAUCACAGAAUUGAUUGACUUUCGAAACGAGGUGCACGUUCUGAAGGCACUCGUUCUGGGUGAGGAAGAACGAGGACAGAGUCAGUAUCAAGUGAUGUGUUUCGUGACGAAAUUCCAGAAAGGCGAUUUCAUCUCAUCAGAUGCAAUGGCAAAAUUGCGACAGAAAAAUCCCAGUACAAUUCGAAUCCCUGAGGAGGAUCGAGGGAAGGAGAAUUUCACAAUGACGUCUUGGGUGACACUGGAACGGUCAUCCUCAAUAUCCCGCCAUAUAGCAUCUCUCUGUGCUGAAGCGUCGGAUUCAACAUAUGCGAGAGAUGUGGAUUUGAGAGCGUGGGCAGAGCUACCAGGCUCCUCAAUAUCCAACUUGGAGGCAGCACUGCGUCAAUUUCCACCAACGAAACCUUCAAGAUGCAGCGAAGUGUCGGGUGUUUGGGCACCGUGCACAUGUUUUUUGGAAAUGUGCAUAGGUUGGUACCCGUGUGGCCUGAAGUAUUGCAAGGGUAAGGCUGAAGAUAAUGCCCUUGCAUCGGGCACAACAAGCUAUCGAUGCGGUAUAAAAACGUGUCUAUAUUUCCAGUGUUAACAACAUUAUGAAGAGCAAAAGGGAUAGGUAAGCCUGUCGGGUAGGGGUGGAAAACUGUAAUUUUGUAAAUAGUCAACCGUAAAUGAGAGAUAUGUUUAAAAAAAAGGUAUAUUGUGCAUAGGUUCUAAAAUAUAUUUUCUAACUGAAAGGAUCAUACAAGAGUUAAAAAAAAACAAAUGAUACACUUUGGAAACUUUCAAAUUAAUCAACUAUUCUUUUAUAACCUAGAAAUGGAGUGUAUGUGACUAGCAAAAUAAUAAAAAAAAACAAGAGCGAAUAUGAUGAAAAAAUAAUAGAAAUAAAAAAUGAAUUUAAUAAUAGCUUCUGUAUGGAAAUUUACUGAGGGGAUUGUGAGUGAAUGUGAAAAAAUUUUGCAGUGUAUUAUUUUUCGCUCGCAAUUCCGAAAAAAAAUGCUUCUUUUAUUUUAGAUACGCUACAGAAUAUUUUUUUAUGAAGAAUUUUUUUUUGGUUAAUUUACAAAAUGUACUUUUUUCAUGCGUGUCCAUAUCGCGAGAUAGAGAAAAAAGUCAUUCAAUAUAGGCAAACACAACGGAAUGCAACAGGAAAAAGGGUAUGGAAUUAUUUAAAAUAGUGCUGAACAUCUCUUUUCCCUCUAAAUUACAAAAUCUACAACUCCCAUCGUAUAGUGAACAGGUGUAAAAUACGAUGUUGAAAAUAUAUACGUGUAUCAUAUCAUAAUUAUCAAAUGUGCCAAUCAAAUGAAAUCUAUUGAUUCAAUUUGGUUCAGAGGUUGCAAUAUCGCUGCACGCUGGGUCAGGUUUUUUACUGACAUUGCACGAUAAUAUAGCAAAUUUUGUGGAGUGGAUUAAUUUUGUCACUUGCAUUACAUGAACACAUAAUAUGUGGGUGGAUGAUUUUCAAUGAACACAGCAGAUAAUUGCCAGAUUCAGUAACUUUAAAAUGUUGGUUGCUGUAAUUCUGCUCUAUUAUAGUUGUAAAUUGAACGAAAUGUGUUAAUAUUUGACAGGACAGACGUCGAAAACCAUGACCUCAAAGUGACAAAUCACCGAGUUUGCCGUAUAGAUAAAAACAAUUAAUAAUAAUAAUUGUUUUCAUCUAAUUGAUUGUUUCCGAAUUAUUACCUGUUGAGCAGAAUUCUUCAGUUUUCCAAGAUCUUUCGAAUAGAUUCAAUCAAAUUAAUCAAUGACAAAUAUUCACUGAGAAAUUGGUAUUUUAUGGCCUCUACACAUUUGGGAGCAAAUUGCGUCAAAAAUUACCUUUUUGACAGAAUUAUGACGUUUGUACAUACAGCACUGCAGGCAAUUUCUUUCAACAAUGCAAUUUUUGAUGAAAAUUGAUCGUAAUGUGUAGAUGACUUUAGACGAUGUAACUUUUGACCUUGCAAAAAUUGGCAGAAAUUUUGUUGAAAAUUUAAAUUCUCCGCUCAUACACAAUUUCAAUUAUUGAAAUUUCAUUUUCAACAAUGAAACUUUUUGAAUAAAAUUUUGUUUGAAUAGUGCUUUCAUACUUUUUUUUUUUAAUUUUGCUUAUUUAAGUCAAAUGUCAAAUUGGUUAGUCUCUUUUCUAAACUAAUUUCACUAGACAGAAAAAAAUUACUAAUUGUUCGUAAAUAUUUGUUAAUUUCUACUGAGGAUUUAGCCACCAAAAAGUUUGUAAUUUUUUGUACUUUUUCAUAAACAUUGCUCGUAACAUGAUCAUUUAGUGAGCAUUUUUUGCUCUUUUACAAAUAUUUAUUCGUACAUUUUUGUUUAACUGACAAAACUUUACAAAUAAAUGACAAAAUUUUAUGUUAAUUUUUUUGUGUGUUUACGAAUAUUUACAAAUAAAUUUUUGUAAAAGAACGAGAAAUGGUCGUUAAAUGAUCAUGUUACGAAAAAUGUUUGUGAAAACGUACAGACAUUUAUAAACUUUAAUGGGUUACGAUUUCCGAUAAUUUUAUAAAUCCCCAGUAGGAAUUCACAAAAAUUUACGAAAUAUUUUUUUUCUGUGUAGUGAGAUUAGUUUUCCACCAGACAAUUGCCAAUUCAAGCUGUCAAAACUCAAACUCAGGCUUUUGUUUAAAAUAUAGUAAAAUUUUAGUUUUACUGCACGAAAAGGAAAUACGAAUAAUUGAGAAUUCACAUAUUGCAUAAGUUUUUCAAUUUAUUCACCCGACAUUUUUCUUUUAGGGGCGGUUUUAUUUUAUACUUAUUUGUGGUGCCGUAAGUACGCGUGACUGUCCCUUGCGAGUGGCUUUGAUACCCUCCUGUUCGUAAGCUUUUCUUUAAUUCUAAUGAUUAAGAACGGUUCUCACCUUUUCAGACAUAGUAGAUCGGAUCGAUAAAGACCAUCCUUGAGUUCUAGAAAUAAAGAGAAGUUUACGAACAGGAGGGCGCCAAAGUCAACCGAACUUACGGUAGAUUUAAAUUUUCACAAGUAGACAAAUAAAUCUACAAAUUAGGAAUUAAUACAAAAAAA
Messenger RNA from Phlebotomus papatasi, 3339 nucleotides. It is a transcript of the gene oaf, whose product is annotated as out at first protein. The transcript has 6 exons. NCBI's taxonomy places the organism in Eukaryota, Metazoa, Arthropoda, Insecta, Diptera, Psychodidae. The record is from RefSeq and is a predicted model, not a curated record. The coding region runs from base 124 to 900 and encodes 258 amino acids.